AUGUCUUCCCUCGGGCCUGGCUCUGGCUCUGCUGCAGCUACCUCCACCCCUGCUACCGCGCCGACGUCCAUGCCUACCGCGUCGCUCACGUCCACUCCCGCAGCAGCGCCGCCGACCUCAGACAUGCCCGCCUCCUCCGCCUUCCUGUCCUUGACAUCCGCUCCGGCCUUCGUUAACUUCCCCGAGCCCUUACCCUCAGUGGCGCCGUCGUCCUCACCGAUCGCUCGACCUGCGGCCGUCCUCCAGUCUAGCUCUGCACCUGCACCCGUGGAAGCACAAUUUUCAAGUUCAACCUGCACACGGACAAGUGGACCAUCACCGCGCAGCUCUGCAUCGUGUGUCUGA
Sparassis crispa is the source of this 345-nucleotide messenger RNA. RefSeq lists its product as hypothetical. Bases 1 to 345 code for a protein of 114 amino acids. NCBI's taxonomy places the organism in Eukaryota, Fungi, Basidiomycota, Agaricomycetes, Polyporales, Sparassidaceae. The record is from RefSeq and is a predicted model, not a curated record. The transcript has a single exon.